AUGGCGGGGUACGAUCAGCGGAUUGCAUAUCAUGCGAAGCGCUUCAGAGCCCACGUGGCUCCUGAGAAGGUUUUGCAUCGCUACGCGCAACGGCUGGAGAUUUUUCCAGGGAUGGGCGAAGUGCAGAGGAAUGCUUUCCACGUAGCAUCUUGGCUUGUGACGCUUCCACCAGAGCAGGCUCUGGUUCAUCAUGGAGACUGGUCAGCAGCACUGCUCCUAACUCGCCAUUUGGAGCUCAUGAAGGGUGCUGAAGGUCUUUCUGCUCGACUGAGCUGGGUUCUUCGUAGACUGCAGGAGGCUGCACUUAUCAAUGAAGAGGUGGACCCACACUGGAGGGUCCUUGCGACUCAACUUUGA
Durusdinium trenchii is the source of this 357-nucleotide messenger RNA. The record is from the annotation of a GenBank genome assembly. Lineage: Eukaryota; Dinophyceae; Suessiales; Symbiodiniaceae.